Callithrix jacchus (white-tufted-ear marmoset) is the source of this 19352-nucleotide messenger RNA. It is a transcript of the gene SLC38A6, whose product is annotated as solute carrier family 38 member 6. Lineage: Eukaryota; Metazoa; Chordata; Mammalia; Primates; Cebidae. Gene Ontology annotation, biological process: L-glutamine transport; amino acid transmembrane transport. Gene Ontology annotation, cellular component: plasma membrane. Gene Ontology annotation, molecular function: L-glutamine transmembrane transporter activity. The record is from RefSeq and is a predicted model, not a curated record.
UGGACCUGGUAGUGAGCUGGAGAGUAGCAUGGAGGCGUCCUCGGAGAGCUUCAACGCUGAGCAGGGCUGGUAUGUCUCUGCCCAGCAGCCUGAAGAAGCGGAGGCCGAAGAGUUGAGUCCGUUGCUAAGCAACGAACUUCACAGACAGGGAUCCCCAGGUGUUUCAUUUGGUUUCUCAGUGUUUAAUUUGAUGAACGCCAUCAUGGGAAGUGGCAUCCUUGGUUUAGCUUAUGUUAUGGCUAAUACCGGUAUCCUUGGAUUUAGCUUCUUGCUGAUGACAGUUGCUCUUCUGGCUUCUUACUCAGUCCAUCUUCUGCUUAGUAUGUGUAUUCAGACAGCUGUAACAUCUUAUGAAGAUCUUGGACUCUUUGUAUUUGGAUUACCUGGAAAGGUGAUGGUGGCAGGUACUAUAAUAAUUCAGAAUAUUGGAGAGCUUCCUGCUGCUAUUGCAGAAUUUUUGACUGGAGACUCUAAUAGAUAUUGGGAUCUUGAUGGACAAACACUACUAAUAAUCAUAUGUGUUGGCAUUGUGUUCCCUCUUGCACUUCUUCCCAAAAUAGGCUUCCUUGGCUACACAAGUAGUUUAUCAUUUUUUUUUAUGAUGUUCUUUGCUCUUGUGGUAAUAAUCAAAAAAUGGUCCAUCCCUUGCCCUCUGACAUUAAAUUAUGUAGAGAAAUGCUUCCAGAUUUCAAAUGCUACAGAUGAUUGUAAACCAAAGCUCUUUCAUUUCUCCAAAGAGAGUGCUUAUGCCCUACCAACCAUGGCUUUUUCAUUUCUCUGCCAUACCUCAGUAUUACCCAUAUACUGUGAACUUCAAAGUCCUUCAAAGAAGAGAAUGCAGAAUGUUACCAAUACAGCAAUUGCUUUAAGUUUUCUCAUUUAUUUUAUAUCUGCACUCUUUGGGUACCUCACUUUUUAUGACAAAGUAGAGUCAGAAUUACUAAAAGGUUAUAGUAAAUACUUACCACAUGAUGUUGUUGUUAUGACUGUGAAGUUAUGCAUAUUAUUUGCUGUGCUUUUGACAGUCCCUCUAAUCCACUUCUCUGCCAGAAAAGCUGUAAUGAUGAUGUUUUUCUCCAAUUUUCCAUUCUCAUGGAUUCGCCAUUUUUUGAUCACUCUGGCACUCAAUAUUAUCAUCGUUUUGCUUGCAAUAUAUGUUCCUGACAUUAGAAAUGUAUUUGGUGUAGUUGGUACCAGUACAUCAACAUGUUUGAUUUUUAUAUUCCCAGGACUAUUUUAUCUUAAACUUAGCAGAGAGGAUUUUCUGUCAUGGAAAAAGUUUGGGGCAUUUGUUUUGCUCAUCUCUGGAAUUUUGGUUGGGAAUUUUAGUUUAGCAUUCAUUAUUUUUGAUUGGAUUAAUAAAUAAAAGAAAUAUUUUCCUACUUCUUACAAAGAAUAAUAUAUCUCUUUAUGCAACAAGAAAUAUUCUGGAAGACACCCUGGAUGAAAAAUAAUAUUUUAAUAAAAAUUAUUAACAGAAAAGCAGAACAAAAUGGCAGUAGGUAUGGGGAAGUAAGUAUAGCAGGUUUAAUCAAAAUAGGAAACAAACUCGAAAUGCUCUUAAAUGUAUUGGGUCAUUCUUUUGUUUUUCAAAUCAAUAUUUUUAAUGGUAGUUUUAUGUUUGCAGAAAUACUGAACAGAAAGUACAGAGUUCACAUAUACCUUUUUACCCCCAACAUGCAGUUUCCCGUAUUAUUAACUCUUGCGUUUGUGUGGUACUUUUGUUAUAUUUCAUGAGCCAACAUUAACUAUUAUUAACUAAAGUUCAUAGUUUACCUUUGGGUUCAUUCUUAGCAACCACUAGAAACCGCUGAUUUUUUUUUUUAACUUUUAUUUUAGGUUUGGGAGUACAUGUAAAAUUUAUUACAUAGGUAAACUUGUGUCAUGGGAAUUUGUUAUACAGAUUAUUUCAUCACUCAAGUGUUAAGCCCAGUACCCAAUAGUUAUCUUUUCUGCUCCUCUCCCUCCUCCCACCUUCUAUCCACCACCCCAAGUUGUUUUUCCCUUUGUGUUCAUAGGUUCUUACUUAGUUCUCACAUGUAAGUGAAGACAUGCAAUAUUUGGUUUUCUUUUCCUGUGUUGGUUUGCUAAGGAUAAUAGCCUCCACCUGUGUCCAUGUUCCUGCAAAAGACAUGAUCUCAUUCUUUUUUAUGGUUCCAUAGUAUUCCAUGGUGUGUAUGCACCACAUUUUCUUUAUCCAGUCUGUCAUUGAUGGGUGCAUGGGUUGAUUCCACAUAUUUGCUAUUGUGCAUAGUGCUACAGUGAACAUUUGUGUGCAUGUAUCUUUAUGGUAGAAUAAUUUAUGUUCUUUGGGGUAUAUACCCAGCAGUGGGAUUGCUGGGAUGAAUGGUAGUUUUGUUUUUAGCUCUUUGAGGAAUCACCAUACUGCUUUCCACAAUUGUUGAACUAAUUUACAUUCCCACCAACGGUGUAUAAAUGUUCCCUUUUGUUCACAACCUCACCAGCAUCUAGUAUUUUUUGACAUUUAAAUAAUGGCUAUUCUGACUGGUGUGAGAUGAUAUCUCCUUGUGGUUUUGAUUUGCAUUUCUCUAAUGAUAGUAAUAUUGAGCUUUUUUUAAUGUGCUUGUUGGUUGGCAUGUAUGUCUUUUUUUGAGAAGUGUCUGUUCAUGUCCUUUGCCCACUUUUUAAUGGAAUUGUUUGGGGUUUUUUUCUUGUAAAUUUGUUUAAGUUCCUCAUAGAUGCUAGAUAUUCGACCUUUGUUGGAUGUAUAGUUUGCAAAUAUUUUCUCCUAUUCCGUAGGCUGUUUACUCUGAUGAUAGUUUUUUGUUGCUGUUGCUGUUUUUUUGUUUUUGUUUUUUGCUGUGCAGAAGCUCUUAAAUUUAAUUAGAUCUCAUCUGUCAGUUAAUUUUUGCUUUUGUUGUGAUUGCUUGGUGUCUUUGUCAUGAAAUGUUUGCCCAUUCCUAUAUCUGGGGUGGUAUUGCCUAGCUUGUCUUCCAGGGUUUUUAUAGUUUUGGGUUUUACAUUUAAGUCUUUAAUCCAUCUCGAAUUGAUUUUUAUAUAUGGUAUAAGGGAGGGGUCCAGCUUCAAUCUCCAGCAUAUGGCUAGCUAGUUAUUUUAGCACCAUUUAGUGAAUAGUGAAUCUUUUCCCAUUGCUUGUUUUUAUCAGCUGUGUUGGAGAUCAGAUGGUUAUAGGUGUGUGGCCUUAUUUCUGGGCUCUUUAUUCUGUUCCAUUGGUCUAUGUGCCUGUUUUUAUACCAGAGUCAAUGCUGUUUUAGUUCUUGUAGUAUAGUUUGAAGUGGGUUAAUAUGAUGCCUCCAGCUUUGUUCUUUUUGCUUCAGAUUGCCUUGGCUAUUCAGGCCCUUUUUUGGUUCCAUAUGAAUUUUAAAAUGGUUUUAUCUAGUUCUGUGAAGAAUGUCAUUGGUAGUUUGACAGGAAUAGCAUUGAAUCUGUAAAUUGCUUUGGGAAAUAUGGCCAUUUUAAUGAUAGUGAUUCUUCCUAUCCAUGAGCAUGGAAUGUUUUUCCAUUUGUUUGUGUCUUCUCUGAUUUCUUUAAGCAGGGUUUUAUAAUUCUCAUUGUAGAAAUCUUUCACCUCCCUGGUUAGCUGUAUUUCCCAGGUAUUUUAUUUUUGUUGUCGCAGUUGUGAAUGGGAUUGCCUGAUUUGGCUCUCAGUUUGGCUAUUGGUGGUGUAUAGGAAUGCUAGUAAUUUUUGUACAUUGAUUUUAUGUCCUGAAACUUUGCUGAAGUUAUCAGCUAAAAGAGUGUUUGGGCAGAGACUGUGGGGUUUUCUAGAUGUAGAAUCAUGUCAUUUCCAAACAGAUAGUUUGACUUCCUCUCUUCCUGUUUGGAUGUCUUUUGUUUAUUUCUCUUGCCUGACUGCUCUGGCUAGGACCUCCAGUAUAUGUUGAAUAGGAGUGGUGAGAGAGAAUAUCCUCAUCAUUUUCCAGUUUUCAAGGGAAAUGCUUCUAGCUUUUGUCUAUUCAGUAUAAUGUUGGCCGUGGGUUUGUCAUGGAUGCCUCUUAUGAUUUUGAGGUAUGUUCCUGCAAUACCUAGUUUGUUGAGAGUUUUUAACAUGAAGGAGUUUUGAAUUUUAUUGAAAGCCUUUUCUGCAUCUAUUAAGAUAAUCAUGUAGUUUUUGUCUUUAUUUCUGUUUAUGUGAUGAAUCACAUUUAUUGAUUUGCAUAUGUUAAAUGAACCUCGUAUCCCAUAUAAAGUGUACUUGAUCAUGGUAGAUUAAUUUUUAAUGUGUUGUUGGAUUCAGUUUGCAAGUAUUUUGUUGAGGAUUUUUGCAUCGAGGUUAAUCAAGAAUAUUGAUCUGAAGUUUUCUUUUUUCGUGUGUCUCUGCCAGGUUUUGGUAAUAAGGUGAUGCUGGCCUCAUAGAAUGAGUUGGGGAGGAGUCCCUCCUCCUCAGUGUUUUUGGAGUAGUUUCUAUAGGACGAGUACCCACUCUUCUUUUUACAUCUCCACUGAUCAUUUUACUGUCUCCUUAGUUUUGUCUUUUCUAAAAUGUCAUAUGCUUGCAAUCAUAUAGUAUGCAUCAUUUUCAGACUGGCCUCUUUCAUUUAGCAAUAUGCAAUUAAGUUUCUUCUAUGUCUUUUUGUGGCUUGAUAGCUCCUUAGUAUUCCAUUGUAUGGAGGUACCACUGUUUGUUUAUCCAUUCACCUGUUGAAAGACCUCUUCCAAGUGUUUACAGGUACAAAUAAAGCUGCUCUAAGCAUUCGUGUGCAGGUUUUUCUUUUUCGUUUUUCCUUUUUUUUUUUUUUUUGAGACGGAGUCUCACUUUGUCACCCAAGCUGGAGUGCAGUGGCGUGAACUUGGCUCACUACAACCUCCACCUCCCAUGUUCAAAUGAUUCUUGUGCUACAGUCUCCCAAGUAGCUGGGAUUACAGGUGCACACCACCACGCCCAGCUAAUUUUUGUAUUUUUAGUAGAGACAGUUUCACCAUGUUGGCAAGGCUGGUUGCAAACUCCUGACCUCAAGUGAUUGCCCACCUCAGCCUCCCAAAGUCCUGAGAUUACAGGCAUAAGCCACCAUGCCUGGCCAAUUUCUGUUCUUUAUGUGUUUUGCAAAGAUUUUUUCUCCCCAUUUUGUGGCUUGCUGUUUUAUUCUUUUAACAGUGUCUUUCAAAGAGCAGAAGUGUUUAACGUUCUUAAAUAUAUUGGUUCAAUCUUUUGUUUAUUUUAAGAAAUCAGUGUAUUAAAUUUAUGUACAAAAUUGAUUCUUAGCUGUGGGUUAAUGUUGUCAGCAUCAGUCACUAAUAAGAGAUUGUUCUACUUGGUGUUUUGCCCUGCCUCUAAAUCCUAUCUAAAAACUUUUAUACUUUUCCACUACUGUUCAUUAUGAAAUUGACCUGUGAUGACUGGCUGUGUACUUGAAAGUCCUUUCUCUGAGUUUUCUUAGUUGGUCACUAAAACAUGCAACAUUCUGCAUGGCAAACAGGGACAAAAUAUUGAUCAUUUCUAUGAUAUUUUGUUUGGAGUUCAUAAAUCAUUGCAACUUCUCAUUGACAUGGCUUAUUUCUGGUUAGGAACCAGAAGUUAGGACUCUCCCCCCAUGAGUAUUCUACAUAAAGGGCACAUUGUUAGCAGCCUACCAAAGCUGUAUCAGUAAAAAUGUAAUCCUACCCUGGUACACAUGUAAAGUAGAGAAUUGCAUGCAAAGUGCAAUUUUCAUAUAUGGAAAUAAACACUUUUGCAGGUGCCCCUUUGUUUCUGACUUAGGAAAUACACUGAAAAAUUGACAAAUGAGCUUCUCUUUUAAGAAGAUCAGACAUACUUAUUUGGCAACUUGAAACGGCAUAGUGUAGUGGUAAAAGACCAAAGCUCUUGGGUUAGAAAGACUUGGAUUCAAGUCUCAGUGAAAGGCACACUACGUAACCUCUAUAAGCCUCCAUUUUCACAUCUAUAAAAUGGAGUUAAUGCUUAUUAUACAGUCAUAUUGAUAGAAUUAAAUGUUCUAUAUAAAUUAGGUGCAGACCAAACCAGACUCUUUUGAUAGAUUAAAUGUUUAUCUCCUUUGUCCAUUCCCUUAUCUGGACCAAUGAAAUAAAUUUGCUUUCCACUAAGGACAUGGAAACAUAUCCUGAAUUUCUUCAUCUUGCAUGACAAUUAUCUUCAGAAUCUUUCUCUAGCCUUCACUCACAGGGGAACUGGCUCCAAGUGCACAUUUUUAGUACUUUCGCACAGUUUACCUCAGCUGUACUCUCCUACUAAUAACGCCUUCCUGAAGCUAGGCACUUAGCAUGGUCCCAGGGUCCAGCCAGACAUGUCCUCCCAUGUGGCUUCAGGUCAGCCAGAGCCAAUCAAUCUGAUAGCCUACUACUUGUACCCUUUUUUUCUGUUUAUGAAAUUAUGGAUCCAAAUACAGAUAGGUGUACAGCUGCUUAAAUAAGUGUAACUCCAGUAAUACCAAAAUAACCCUCAAUCUACAACAGAUGAAAGGAUGCCCCUUGGGGCAAAUGUUAACUGUGAUGACAGCUGGGCAUCAAUUAAUACAUUUGUUACCUGCUCAUGAGAUAGGAUCAUGGGAGGUUUUGCAAAGGGACAAUCUGUUGAAUAGUCUGCACAAAACUUAGUAGCAAGAAAAAUUAUUUGUUCAAGUAUUCAUUUUUAUUUUACUUUAAUGUUCUGCCUUAUCUAGUUGCCUGUUUUGAGUCACAACUUUCUCUCUGCAUUUAGAUGAAGUUAAUAAGAUGGCUGGUGAGACAGUGCCCCCAUCAACCAGGAUUACCAAAAAAAACCUUGUUCAAGUGCCCCUUAGAAUUUUUCCUGGGAAAUAUGGGCCUUCUCAUUAUGGGCUUAAUGUUCAUAAUUUAUUAGGUAAUAACUAUUUAAAAUAAAACUAAGUAAAGCAGAAAAUAUAUACUUUUCUAACAUUUGGAGACUUGUUUGCUAAAUUAAAAGACGAAGUGCCAAGACUGUAAAUUACUUUCGUAUGUUGAGGGUGAAUGUUUAAAUUGUACUUUUUUUUUUUUAAACAGAAUGUUUACUCAUGAGCUUAGCAUUUAAAUGGUUAAAACAAGCCUUUGAAGUUAACACUCCAUUAAGAUGAAUGGUGGUAAUUCACACCUCUGCUGGUGCUAUAUUAUUUCAGUCUGGCUGCAGAGAAAACAAGACAGCAGUUGGUUGAUUUACUGUGUGAAGGCCCUUUAAACACCCAAGGUCUGGAAAUUUUUGUGUGUGUGUGUGUGUGUGUGUGUGUGUGUGUGUGUGUGUUCCAUCUAGAAGCAGGAUCUGAAAUUCAACACAAUCUAGGUGUAGAAUUGAGGUCUUGAAAGUACCAUAGAUUCUCUCUUAUCCAGCAAUUCCAUAUCUGUCAUUUGACGGGUAGCAAGUUACUAGAUCAACCCAACCUCUCUGGCUUUGUUUGCUUCUAUACUGUAGUGUUUCUUCCUACCACAGCAUUUUUGAAACUUUAGCUUAGUAUGCUGGUAAAUCCAUCAGUGGAAAAGCAGAAAUGAAUCAUCCAUUUUCUGGUGAACUUUAUAUAUGCCUUUAAAUGGGCUAUGAGCUAAUCAUUGGUCUUCCUGUGCUCCUUUUUAAAACAUGUUCAUCUUUGCAAAAUCUCCUGUUCUAUAUUUGCCUACAUAUAAAGCAUCUACUUGAAGAGCUUUACAAUUUUUUUUCUCAUAUCCCUGGGGUAGUGAAGUAAGCAGAGAUCAGUUGAAAAAGCAUUUCUUUCUCAAUGUGUCCUUUAUACCAGUACUAUAUUGUGUUUGAAAUGUGUAUUCCACCCAUUGGUAGAAGUGCUAUAGCCAUUUGACCCUGAAAGGAUUCAUUUUAGGGCCUGGGAAUAAAGUUAUCUUAACACAAAUGAAAUAGCGAAUACUGUAUAAGAUGUUAAUGAGUUUGGAAGAUCUCUCUUUAAGGUAAACAGAUUUUUCUCUUCUCCCUUCUAUGUCCUGCAUAUUUGCAGGCUCAAGUUACUGGAUAAUCUAUGGGUAGCUGGGUGUGGAGAGUAUUUCCACUCUGGCUGUCUGUAGUGCUGACACUGCAUGUACAGUAUAUACAGAGAGAAGAUAGAUGCUAGAAACAGAGAGACUCAAACUGAAUUAAUUUUAACCUGUUUUUGUUUUUGGUGUGUGUUAGAAUUUCUCUGCAGCUGUGAUGGAAUUAGCCCUAUGUUAAACAUACUUUGCUUCCUGCAGAUUUUUCUGCGUGGAUUUUAGGUGUCAUAAUUUUUGACCUUAGAACACUUUAGAACCUUUUUAUUAUAUUGAGAAAUUUGUGGGGUUUUAAAAAUUCAAACACAUAAUUUAUUUAUUCUUCUACUGGUAAUCCCUCUGUAUGUUUUCCAUAAAGAGGUAGGAAAAGUAGAGAAAGUAAAAUUUUGGUGGCAGAUGAAUAAAGAUAUUGUGGGCAUGGUUUCUUUAUUGCAAUCAGAAUUCUUUCUGUUUCUCACCCUUCCUAAACAAUCUGAUAAAUAUGUUUACUGUCACGAUAAUCUCUUGUCCUGCUUUGCCAAGCUCUCAGUCAAGACAACCAAUUACAAGGAACAGGAAUACUCAUCUUGGCUGAUGGCCAGGUGGACAGUUAGGAAUAAGACAUUUAUUCACCUAAUGGGUAGAAAGGAAAAUUGAGUUGCCAGGGAGAAAAAAAAUACACAAAAACAGAUGGAUGAAAAGACAUUGUAAUAUGGGGUGCUAUAAAGAAAAAGACUUGCAGAGAAAUGUUUCUCACUCGUUUGAAUGUACAGUCAUCCCUUGGGGGAUUGGUUCCAGGAUCUCCCUCAUAUACGAAAAUCCAUGCACAUUCAAGUCCUGCUGCAGAGCCACAUAUACAAAAAAUCAACCUGUGUAUACAUGCGCAGGUGUUGCAUCCUGAAGAUACAUUUUUGAUCUGUAUCUGAUCUAUGUUGAUUUUAAAAAAUCAACUGUUAGUGAACCCGUGCAGUUGGAACCCAUGCUGUUCAAAAGUUAAUAUGGUAUAUAUUUUAUCUAAUUGGCAUCAGUGGACAGAUGCACAACAUAAGCAAAAGGGCUGACCAAAUCAUUCAGCAGAUUCUUUGCAUAUACUAUGUCCUGGAGGUUGAGCUAGUCCUAAGGUUGUGAAGCUAUGUAAGACAUGCAUAAUACAUCUUGCUUGAAAAAAGUUCACAUACAACUUUGAACAUUUUCAGAACAAUUUGAUAAGUAAAACUGCUUAAAUGAAAAAUUAUACCUAUAUUUUUCAUAUAUAUUUUUAAAGAAGAUUUUUGAGUCAAAAUUACCUGUGUUCAAAUCCCAGCUCUAUCCCUUUCUAAUUUUAGAAAAGUUACUACUCUCUGAACUUGCUGAAGGCUCAAUAUUUGACUGAGUUUUCCCUCAACCAGAAGAAAUUUUCCUUCAAGUGAGAUUACAUGAUAUUUUGGGAAAACUCAAGUAAGCCAUUAAGCGUUGAAUAUAUGUACACUUGUAUUACUUUACUGUCCCUCAAAUCCCAUAGCUUCCAACCAUAUGUCUCUUCUCCCAUCUCUGCUUCAUUUAGUCAGCAGCCUGACAAGAAAAUGGUAUUCUAGAAAUAUCCUGACCAAUGCAUUUAUUUUCACUACUGAUGUAUUUUUCCCCAGAAAAGUAGUAAAAUUAUCCACAUAUUAUAGUUUUGUAGUAAAUAUCCACAUAUUUUGACUUUACAUUAGCAUUUUUAACAAUAACAUUACACUUUUGGCUUAUAAAGUAUGUGGUCAGAAAAGCUGCAGGCUUUUUUUAGGUGAAUUAUCCAGGUUCCUAGAACCCUGUACUUGUUCUAUUGGUUUACAUUUUUAAAUGUAAGGGAAUAUAUAUGCACACACAUGUAUGAAUAGGCACACAAAUACAUAUAUAUAUAUGUGUGUAUCUGUUAACUAUAUGUGAACUUUCAUCAUGUUAGCUUCAGCUCACCACUCAAGCAGAUGAGACCUUUUUUGAAUCUUGAUUAUCAUGCCUCAGAUAAUCAAUUUAUCUGUGAAUGGGGUGGAAAAAAAAUAGAAUUAUCUUGAUUCCCUGCUUUUGUGACAUCUUUUAUCAUACUUCCAUUUUUUUUUCAUCCCAUUCACAGAUAAAAAUGUUAAAUGAGAUAUGACUAGAGGGCCCUGAAGCCCAGCACUAUCAGUAUUUCUCCUGAGUUAUUAUUAAUCUAUACUUUCGGUGAAGUUGUUAACAUUCCUGUAGUGUCAUCUAACCUGCAUUUCCUCACUUCCCUUAGAAGUGACCCCCAAAUCAUCGGGUACAGUCUAAAUUUUUAUCUGUUUUCUGUAUUUCUAGUUGCUUCAGAACAUUUCUGCUUGGGGGUUCCACAGUCACUUCAAACUUAACAUGUCCAAAUCCGUUACUCACUACAGUUUUCUGAUUUCUGUCAGCAACCCCACUGUUUUCAUCCAACAUCCCAGCUGGCUUGCUUGCUUCCAUUCCUGCUACCUGCAGUCCACUUUCACACUACAAAGUAGUUGUUUAAAAAUUGAAAUCAGAUUAUGUUGCUACCCUGCUUAAUAUCCUCCAAGAGCUUUCCAUCUCACUUAGAAUGAAAUCCAUGCCAUGGCCUACAAGGCUCAAUUUUGUCUGUACUGUUUCUCUGAUAUCAAUCUAUCUUUCUCUCAUUCUCCAGCAACCCUGGCCUUUCUGCCCUUUGAACACAUCCAAGCUUGGUCCCUCACACGCACUGUUUUCCCUAGUUAGAACAUAGUUUUCAGAGACCUUUGCAAGCCUGGCUCCUUAUUUAAGCCUAAGGUCAACUGUCACCCCCUCAGAGAGGUCUGUCCUGUCUGUCUUAUGGUCACGACCAUCUUAUGGCCCCCAACACAUGGUGCUUUAUAACUUUAUCCUGUUAUACAGGUCACUGCUGGAAAUGUUGUUUAUGUGUUGUCUAUGUCCACUAGACUGGAAGUUUCGUAAGAACUGGGGCUUAACUGUCUUAUUUAUAAACAAAUCCUUAGAGCUUAGGACAGUGCCUGAUACUUUGGAGUGGCUUAAUACUUGUUGAAUGAAUGCAUAAAGGAAUCUAACAGACUGUGUCCUUUUACUCUUUACCUCCAGUCUGUCACAAUGUCAUUUCUUCCUUUGAAAUACCUCCUGUAUUUGUUUUUAUCCUGUCCCCACCCUCCUGCCAGAUUUCUGCCUAAAUCUCAGGCUUCAUCUCUUGUGCCUAAACUAUUGCAGUGAUUCUCAAUUCAGGCUGCUCCUCGACAUCACUUGGGGAACUUUGCAAAAAUUACCACAUCCAGGUUCCACCCAAACCAAUUAAAUCCAAAUCUCUGAGGGAUACAACCAAGGUAUUGAUAUACUUCUUAGAGCUUCUCAGAUGACUCUAAUGGGCAACUACUGGGUUGCUGUAUCUGCCUCCUAGCAGAUGUCUUCUAGUCCAUUUUGCCUGUUACUGUUCUCUGGUCUUCUUGGAAUCCUGCUUUCAUAAUAUUACUCCCGUGCUGGUGAACCUAUAAUGGCUCACUACUACUCCCAUCAGUCUCACUACUACCCCCAUUAAUCCCAAAUUCCCUUGGCUCAUCCACUAAGCUAUAUUUCAGCCUUUUCUUACAUAUGUUCUACAAUACUCUAAAACUGCUUUUCCUGUCUGGCAUUUGAUUUGCCUUUUAUUACCCUCUUCUAUAUUGUUACUUCUCUGCCUACUCCCACUUCCAGGUACACACCCAGAAUGUGACUUAUUUUCCACCUCUCCAAAUGCUUCCCAUUCUUCAAUAUCUAGCUCAAAUCCCAGCUCUGUAAACACUGGAUUCUCCACUCCAGCCUACCCCUUAUUAUCUAUAUGAUUUCUUUUAGUAUACAUUUUUAGUACCUUGUAAGAUUUUUUCUAUUUUUUUCAUAAAUUACUUUUGUAAUUUGGUAUUCAGUUUUUGAGUGGGUGAUAUGCACAUGGUACAGAUUUUAAAUUUACAAAAAUGCCUUCCCAUCCAAUUCUGUCCCUGGCAUCCUGUUUUCCUCCUCGGAAGCAACCGCUUUUACAGCCUUCUGUAUUCUUCCAAGUAUAUGCUAUGCCCCUUUUAGAGAGAGAGAAAGAAUACACAGGCACAGAGAGAAUACACAGAUAUACACACAUACAUGUUGGCAUAAAAUAUGAAAUCCUCUGCCCCUUUGACUUCACUUAACAUUAUGGCUUUUUUUUAGUUGUGCUAAAACAAAAAACACCUAAAAUGAAAUCUGCCCUCUUAGCAAACUUCUUGUAAGUGUAUGUAUAGUAUUGUUAAUUAUAUGCACAUUACAUAGCAGAUAUCUAUAACUUUUUCAUCUGGCAUGACUGAAAUUCUGUGCCCAAUUGAACAACACCCUAUUUCCCUAUCCCUGCAGCCCCUAGCAACUGCUGUUUUACUUUUUGCUUCUCUGAGUUUGGCUAUUUUUGCCACCUUGUACCAAGGAAUCAUGUAGUAUUUGUCCUUUUGUGACUGGCUUGUUUCAUUUAGCAUGUUGUCCUCAAGUGUUAUGUAUAUUGUAGCACAUGGAAUAAUUUUCUUUAUUCUUUAAGGCUGAAUAAUAUUCUGUUGUAUGUGUAUACCACAAUUUAUUUAUCCAUUAAUCUACCAGUAAACAUUUAGGUUGUUUUCACCUCUCGGCUAUUGUGGAUAAUGCGAUGAUAAACGUGAGAGUGCAAAUACCUCUUCCAAGAUUCUGUUUUCAAUUAUCUUGUAUAAAUGUCCAGAAGUGGGAUUGCUGUAUCAUAUGGUAGUUCUAUUUAAAAUGUUUUGAAGGCUCUCCAUACUGGUUUCCCUAAUGGCUGCGCUAUUUUAUGUUUCUAUCAACAGUGCACAAGCGUUCCAAUUUCUAUCAACAGAGCACAAGGGUAUCCUCGCCAGCAUUUUGUUGUUGUUGUUGUUAUUUUGAUAAUGAUCAUUCUAACAGGUGUGAGACAAUAUCUCAUUGUGGUUUUGUGUUUGCAUUUCUGUGAUAAUUAGUGAUGUUGAGCUUAUUUUGAUAUAAUGGUUGGUCAUUUAUAUGUCUUUGGAGAAAUUUCUUUCAGGUCCUUUGCCCUUUUAAACUUGAAUUUUUUUUUUUUUUUUUUUUUUUUUUUUUUGGUUACUGAGUUGUAGUAGUUCUUUCUAUAUUUUGUAUAUUAACCCCUUAUCAGAUAUGUGGUUUGCAAAUAUUUUCCCUCUUCUUAAAAUUUUUACUCUGUUGAUUCUUUCUUUUGCUUAUGUUGGAUUUUGUCCCACGUGUCUAUUUUUGAAUUAGCAUUAUGUUUUGGAGAUUAUUUUGUAUCAGUAUACACAAAACUCCCUAAAUAUUUCAGUAGCUGCAUAGUAUUCUGUUAAUGCAUAGACCACAAUUUAAUUAACUAGUUUCCUAUCAAUGCAUAUUGAUGGAUUUUUAAAUUUAAAAUGUUGCUAUUUUAUGUAAUGCUUCAAAUGUUAUCUUUAUAUACAUAUGUCAUUUAGCACAUAUAUUAAUUAUCUAUAGGGGAUAUUUUUAUCCAUUUAACUGGAAUUCUGGCAUAAAGGGCAUGUGCAUUUCUAAUUUUGGUAGGUAUCACUACAUUAACUUUCAUUAAAGAUUUUACUUACUGGGCACAGUAGCUCACGCCUGUAAGCACAGUAUUUUGGGAGGCUGAGGUGAGUGGAUCACUUGAGCCCAGAGGUUCAAGAUUAGCCUGGGCAACAUGGCAAAUCCUUGUCUCUACAAAAAAAACAAAAAUUAGCCAGGUGUGGUGGCAUGUGACCGGAGUCCCACCUACUUGGGAGGCUGAGGUGGGAGGAUCACCUGAUUCCAGGGAGGUUGAGGCUGCAGUGAGUUGUGAUUGCUCCACUGCACUCCAGCCUGGGUGACAGAGUGAAACCCUGUCUCAAAAAAAAAAAAAGAUUUACUGAUUUACAUUCACAACAACAAUGUAGGAAUUGCUCUUUCAAUUCUGUUAUUUGGCUUUUCACAUUUAAAUACUUUACCUCUCUGACUCAGUUGUAAUUAACCCAAAGACAGGAACUAUGACAUGUACAUAUUAGCAUCUCUUACAGCAAUUAGUUCUCAGUAAAUAUUUGUUAAAUCUUACUUCAUUGUCUAUUUAGGGAGUUUUCUCAUGAAUGGUGUUUCUGAUGAGACCCAUGUGAGAAUUGUCCCCUUUGCGUGUGUGCUGUUCCCAGAAAACAGUGUGACUGUGUGUGAUAUUCUUAGGCGAGAUGCUUAGUCUAUUUUGUGUUACUGGCACCUGGGAAAUUCAGUAUCAAGAAAGCAGUAGGUUUGGUGUCUGGUGAAGGCCCUGUCUCUACUCCUACUACGGCCUUUGAAUGUUUCAUCCUCUGGAGGGGAGGAAUACUGUUCCUCAAAUGACAGAUAAGCAAAGAGAGAAAGCUCACUUCCAAAAGCACUUUUAUUUUAAUUAUUUUUAUUUUUAAUUUUUGUGGUUACAUAGUAGGUUAUAUAUUCAUGGGGUACAUGCGAUGUUUUGAUACAGACAUGCAGUGUGAAACAAUUACACCAUGGAGAAUGGGGUAUUCAUCCCUUCAAGCAUUUAUCCUUUGUGUUACAAACAAUCCAGUUAUACUCUUUAGUUAUUUUAAGAUAUACAAUUAAGUAAUUGUUGGCUGUAGUCAUCCUGUUAUGCUAUCAAAUAGUAGGUCUUAUUUUUUCUCUGUUUUGUACCCAUUUACCAUUCUCACCCCUCUCCUAGCCCCCCACUACCCUUGCCAGCCUCUAGUAACCAUCCUUCUGCUCUGUGUGUUCAUGAGUUCAACUGUUUUGAUUUUUAGAUCCCACAAAUAAGUGAGGACACUUGAUGUUUGUCUUUCUAUGUCUGGUUUAUUGCACUUAACAUAAUGAUCUCCAGUUCCAUCCUUGCUGUUGCAAAUGAAAAGAUCUCAUUCAUAUUAUGGCUGAAUAGCACUCUAUUGUGUAUAUGUUCCACAUUUUCUUUAUUCAUUCAUUUAUUGAUGGACACUUAGGUUACUUCCAAAUCUUGGUUAUUGUGAACAAUGCUGCAACGAACAUGGGAGUGCAGUUAGCUCUUCACUCAAUAUAUCAAUUCCCUUUCUUUUGGGUAUAUAUCCAGCAGUGGGAUUGCUGGACCAUAUGGUACCUCCAUUUUUAUUUUUGGAGUAGCCUCUAAACUGUUCUCCAUAGUGGUUGUACUAACUUACAUUCCCACCAACAGUGCACAAAGGUCCCCUUUUCUCCACAUCCUCUCCAGCAUUUGUUAUUGUCUGUGUUUUUAAUAAAAACCAUUUUAACUGGGGUGAGAUGAUACUUGUUGCAGUUUGAUUUGCAUUUCUCUGGUGAUCAGUGAUGUUGAGCACCUUUUCAUAUGCCUGUUAGCCAUUUGUUUGUCCUCUUUUGAGAAAUGUCUAUUCAAAUAUUCUGCCCAUUUUUUGACUGAAUUAUUAUAUUUUUUCCAAUGGAAUGGUUUGAGUUCCUUAUAUAUUCUGGUUCUUAAUCCCUUUUCAGAUGGGUAGUCUGCAGAUAUUUUCUUCUGAAAGCACUUUUAUUAAGGUAUUAAACCUACUAAUGAAGGUGGAGCCUGUGUGGCCUAAUCACCUCUUCAAGGCUUCAUCUCCCAAUACAUCACAUUGGCAAUUAAAUCUCAGCGUGAGUCUUGUGGGGAACAAACAUUUAACCCAUAGCAGACACCAUUCAUUGCUAUUGUUCUUCCAGGAUCCUGUAUUAUCAUUAACCCAGCAAGGCCGACUAAUCAUUGGAUCUAUUAUCAAGUUUAGUUUGUUUGAAUAAUUCAGUAUAAAUUAGCUAAAUGAAAAGGCUCUACUCUAUAAGUUUUUGCCAUCUUUUUAUUAUGAAAAAUUGUAAACAUGAAUACAAGUUGAAAUAAUAUGUCCACCACUAAAUUUAACAUUUAUUCAUAUUUAUUUCCUAACUCACAUAUAAAUUAUAUGUAAAUAUACAGCUGACUCUAGAACAACAUGGGUUUUCUAAUUGUGUGGGUCCACUUAUAUGGGGAUUUUUUUCUGCUUCUGCCACCCCUGAGAUAGCAAGACCAACCCUUCCCCUUUCUUCUACUCAGCCUCCUCAACAUGAGGACAGUGGAAUGAAGACCUUUAUGAUGAUCUACUUUCACUUAAUAGUAAAUAUGUUUUCUCCUCCUUAUGAUUUUCUUAAUGAUGUUUUUCUUUCUCUAGCUUACUUUAUUGUAAAAAAAAAAAAGUAUAUAAGCAUACAACAUGUGUGUUAAUCAACUUAUUAGUAAGACUUCCAGUUAACAGCAGGCUAUUAGCAGUUAAGUUUUGGCUGGGAGUCAAAAGUUGUACACAUAUUUUCAACUGUGUGGUGGGUGGGCACCUCUGACCCCCAGGUUGUUCAAGGGUCAACUGCAUAUACAAAUAAGUAUAUUUGCUGAAUGAUUUGCAAAGUAAGUUGCUGACAUUCCAUGAAGCAAUAAGUGAAGUUGAAAAUUAUUUUUUGUAAAUGUUACUGUCUACCUUAGCUCAGGCUACUAUAAUAAAAUGCCAUAGAUUGGAUGGCUUAAACAACAGAAAUUUAUUUCUCAUAGCUCUGGAGGCUGGGAAAUCCAAGAGCAUGGUGCUGGCUAGAAUUAUUUUGGUCCUGUUGAGGGCCUCUUCCUGGCUUGUAGAUGGCUGCCUUCUUGUGUCCUCACAUGGUAGAGAAAGAGUGAUCUCUAUUCCUCUUCCUAUAAAGCCACUAAUCCCAUAAUGAGGGCCCCACCCUUAUCACUUAAUCUAAGCCUGAUUAUCUCCCGAAGACUCCAUCUUCAAAUACUUAUGGGUUAGGGCUUCAAUAUGAAUUGAGGGAUUGGAGGAGACACAAUUCUGUCCACAGAAUUUUCUGUGAACAAGCCUAUUAUUUUCUUUCUUUCUGUCUUCUUUUCUUUUUUUCCUUCCUUCCUUCUUUCACAAACUUUGUUCCUUUCUUCAAACGGAUAAGAAGCUGUUUGAUGCAGCUGGCACCAGAACGUCUCUUAGUAAGGAAAAUAUCCUUAAUGUCUUUUUUUUUUUAGGAAAAUAUAUUGAUAAGUCAUUUAGGUAUGAAAGGUGAGAUCUUAUAUGGUGGCACAGCAAUGUGAGUGUAUUAAAUGCCUGUGAAUUGUAUACUUCAAAGAGGUUCAUUGUAUGUUAUGUGAAUUUCACCUCAAUCAAAAAUUGUGACCCUGUGAAAAUGGUUGGCAGGAGAAGAGGAAGUGAGAGAGAAAGCUAAACUACUCUGCAUAAAAGAGAUAAUGUGAAUUUGGGAACUGGAGAAAAGCAAAGGGAAAGAGGCAGAGAGUGCUAAGCCAGUGGUAGGAGUCUGGAGGAAAAGUGGCUGACGGGCAUUUUUAGAACAGAAAUGUUUAAUAUUCAGUUUUAAUUUGCCUGUCUCUGUCUCCUGAAACCAAUAAAAUCACUAGACACAAAAAUACCUUGUGUGAACAGAAUUGUGUAUGUAAACCCUUUUUUUAGAUCCACAUGGGACAGAACAAAUAAAGCCUUGUGCUAUCCAGGUGAUCCAGAAACCUCAAAAAGUGAAAUUCAAAAGCAGAGAUGGCCACCAAAAAAAAAAAUAUAUAAGCCAUUUGCUUCCUCCUAGAGUCCAUGGGUACAUCAGGAGGGUUGUGGGACAAUUCUCAUAUUGAGGGAUAUGAUUGAACCAACUUAUCCUGACUCUCAAAGUAUAUUGAACUUUCCUUGAUAUCUCAUUGGCAAUAUAUUGUCAUUUCAUUGAGUUAAGGGCUCAUUAUUGACUAGUCAUCAAUUGUACUUGUAGGGAAAUGCCUCUUUUUAAAGACAAGAGACCAGACCUCCACAGAGGUAGAUCUUGGAGGUUAGAGCAGCUCUCAGAUGUCUAACAUUUCCCCUUAGGGUCAUCUUGCCAGAUUCUCUAUAACAAAAGUCUAGUAGUUCCAAAACCAGGCUCCAAGAAUGUGCCUUUUUUCUACCACCUGGGGUGUGUGUGUGUGUGUGUGUGUGUGUGUGUGUGUGUGUGAUCUGAGCCACUCAACUUCUACUUGGAUGGUGGCAGUAGGAAUCAAAGGGAGUGGGGCCCCUAGGGAAGGGCACUCCCAUGGAAAAAGAGUGGAGACUAUCUUUGUAAUUCCCUGAUUUUCUCACCCAGUUCUCCAAUCUGCUAAAUCUGAAAAAGUUUGUAUUUUAAAUGAAUGGAAAAGCAUUAAUCUUAUAAAAUAAUAUGACACUAAUGAAUGGGCACUUCUGUGUUCAUUAGUGUCAUAUUAUUUUAUAAGAUUAAUGAACCAGGUUCUGUGCCAAGCACAUUCUCAUAUAAUCUGAGGUAAGCACAGUUAUAUUCCCCAUUUAAUAGAUUAGAAAUUAAAGUUUAGAGACUGUAAGGUUAAACAACUUGUUCAAGGUUAUACAUCCUUAAGAUGCCAUCCUAAGAAUAGAAACUUAAGUUUGACUAUAAAGGCUAUGUGCUUAAUUACAGUUUUAGUCAAAUGUAUCCAACUAUUGGAGUUUUUUUCUAUGAAAAGGUUCUGUUCGUGAUAGGUACAUAGUCAAUAGUACUGUGUUGAAGCCUGGUUUAUUCAUUUAAAAUGUGGCAUCUAAAUCUGUUCUGUUACAACAGCCAGACCGUAUUUUGGCUGGCCUUGUGUCCUCUUGAGUCAUGGUUCAUUGCCAAAACAGUGUUGUUUCUUUUUUGUGAAGUAUUUCAGAGGCAAUUCUGGACAAAGGAAAGGUAUAUGGGCUUUUAAGUAGAGCAGGAAUGUGUUCCAAUAAUUGUCAGCUAGACUUUGAGAAAACUUGGAAGUCUUACAAAACAGUGUCAGAAAUCCAUUUCUGUAUUCUGUGACUUUCUGCAAACACAAUUUUAAAAAUCCAGAUAUAGCUUAGACCAUCAGUAGUCUAAUUCAGUGUUUCUCAGAUUUGGGAUUUCUUUUCGAACUUUAGAACAUCAGAAUGAAUCUUGGGACAUUCAUAAGAUUGCCAGCUUUUUAUUUUACAAAUUGAGGACAUUAAACUUGUUACCAUCAAUACAGAAAAUUAAGGAUGGUUAUAAUAAAAUAGUCUUUUAAGUUCAGCAGGUUUAUAUUGUGAAAAACUUGCUACAUAGUCAUUUUUCUCAUUGAAGACCAAUGAAAACUUUCUUAUAGACCAACACUUGGAAGCUACCAGUCUAAAUAACCAGUCUGUAUACAAAAAUUCAGUAAAGACUUCUUCACUUCUAAUGCUCAUUGACUUCAGUUAUUGUAUAUAUGGAAAGAAGUAGAUAUAAAAACAGAUCUUGACUAUAAAAUACAUUCAUGACUUAGUUGGCUCUUUCCUCAAUCAUUACUGAUCUUAACCUUUGGGAGGGAAAAAUAUCUAAAUAAGUUCUGGUUUACCAAUUUGCAAAAUUUUUGUCAACAUUUCAGGAUUUAGAAAAAAACUGACAGGGCAUUUUUACUAUAUAACUAUCUAAGUUUAUAUGAUACAUCAAAAGUCAGUAAGGAUUAUACCAUAAAAUUUACAUUGCACAGGGAAGCAAAAUACUUGGAGGCUCUCCAUGUCUUUGUCUAAAGACUUGUCAUUCAUUUGCAUUCAAAUAAAUUCUUUGCUUUCAUUCAU